Molecule: messenger RNA, 1203 nt
Organism: Kalmanozyma brasiliensis GHG001
Lineage: Eukaryota; Fungi; Basidiomycota; Ustilaginomycetes; Ustilaginales
Product: Oxidoreductase, N-terminal
Exons: 3
Coding region: 1-1203 (400 amino acids)
Molecular function (GO): nucleotide binding
Source: RefSeq, a predicted model, not a curated record
AUGUCGGAAAACUACAACGUCGUACUCAUCGGAGCCGGCGAGAUCAACUUUGGCUCGCCCGAGGGUCCGUGGAACCACUCCGCGCGAAUUGAGCAGAUCUUCCAAGAUGGGCCUGUCACGCUGCGCUUCGUCGCUCUAGUGGAUCCGAACGUCGCGCGAGCAACCGAAAGAGUCGAGGCGAAGCGUUGUAGCAGCGAUAGCAACGUCAGCUCGGCAUGGCAAUCGACAAAGGUCUACCCUAGCAUCGAUGCCGCUGCCGAAGAGCACCACGGUGUCGACCUGGUGGUGCUUGGGUGUCCACCGCAUUUUAGAGGCACCUUGCAGCCAGGCAAGCGAGCCGACAUCGAGAUGCUCGAAUGCUUCCCAACGGCGAAGGCAUACCUGGUGGAGAAGCCUGUUGCUGCCAUCAAUCCUUUCACCACCACGGACUGCGACGAGGUGGCCGCCAAGUAUGCAGCGGCUGGUGGAAUCAGCAGCGUCGGAUACAUGCUGCGAUACAACAAGGCCAUCCUCAAGAUCCGCAAGAUCCUCAAAGACAACAGUCUCACGCCGACGUGCAUCAAUGCGAGAUACUUCAUGGCGUACAAGUAUGCCCACAAGCUCGACUGGUGGAACACGUCAAAGUCGUGCGGACCGGUGGUGGAGCAAGCGACGCACUUCAUCGACUUGAUCCGUUUCUUGGCGGGCGAAGAGAACGAUGCAUUGCUCGACACGGUCAACGCCACUACAGUCGCACACUCAGAGACUGUAGGAUCGCUGUCCAAGCUGGGAUUCGACGAGUCGACCAUUCCUGCUGGAGAGCGGGUACCGCGAGUCACGAGUGCCUUUUGGAAGCAUCAGAAGGGCACCAUCGGCUCGUUGACCCACGGCAUCACUUUGCAUGAUGGCUCAUACGAUACCGAGAUCGAAGUUCUUGCAGACGGUUGGAUCCUUCGGGUGCGAAACGCCUAUGAUGCAAUCACGACACUGGCCAUCCGGAGCCCCGGUCAAGCUGAGGAGCAGAUCAUCAAGCUCGCAGACGACCCUUUCCUCACCGAGUUCCAAUGCCUGGUGCGAUCCAGUCUGCAAGGCAACGAAAAGGUGAUCAAGGCGGAAGGCGUUCCAAGUCAGCCACUCAGCUCGUUUGCCGAUGCGCUCAAGACGUACAAGCUUUCGUGGAAGAUCCGGCUCGCUGCGGAGGCGAACGCUGCUCAGUCGAAAUGA